AAAAACAACAAACAUGGCGGCGCCCUCGGAAAACAUGUUGGAUUUUGAAACAGAACUGAAUGAAAUGAGUGGAGCAGCUUUCACUCAGAAGCACUUAGAUGUUAUCCAAAAUCUGACGAAGGAGUUUCGAGAUCGGGACUUUAGAGCCAGCGCGGAGAAAACGGUCUUCCAGAAUUUGGUACAGGUUUUGACAAAGUUGUCCGAGGAGAUUCGUGCGCAGAGCCCUGCGGCAGAGUCGAUGCGUCUGCUGCUACAGCUGACGGCAGAAUGCUUCCGAAGCCAGAGAAACGCUGCCGUGCAAUGUCACCGCAACCAGUGCCUCAUGAGGGAUCUGGGGUUCAUCCAGGUUUCGCUCGCUAUCCUGGAGGUGCUGCCCGGCCUGCAGGUGGAGAACGCGGCCUGCCCAAUAGAGGCUCUGCGCUGUGGGAUACAGUUCCUUGGAAACCUUGCUGUCGGAAACCAGGUUUGCAAAGACGACAUCUGGAAGCAGUGUUUUCCACGUCUCUUCUUGGAUCUGCUGGACCACAGCGAUGAGAAGACGGCCGGCUACGCCUCCAUGGUGCUCUACACCUGCCUGGACGAGCACAAGGUGCAGCAGCUGGUGCUGAACAGAGAGCCCCAGGAGCUGGCCAUGAGGGUCAUCAGGCUGUGCCAGAAACAGCCCGAGCUGGACUGGGCGGUUUUGAUUGUCACGCAGCACUUCCUGAAGUCCUCGGCUCUGGUGGAGACCAUGUUUGUGGGUCUGAAGCAUCAGGAAAGGGUGACGCUGCUGGAGCUGAUCACGGCCCAGCUGGGGGAGGAGGAGGAGGGGGCGGUGGAGGGGUGCAGGGUGCCCCCCCGGCUGGCGCGCUUCCUGGCCUCCCAUUUCCAGGAGCGCUGCAAGGUGGUGCUCUCCCUGGCCUCGCAGGCCGCCCCGGACGAGGAGGCCGUGACAGUGAUGCGGCUCUUGGACGUUCUCUGCGAGAUGACCUCCGACCACAAGAAGCUCAUGUUCCUGCAGGAUCACCCGGACCUUCUAGAAACUACCGUCGAGCUCCUGAGGGAGGUGCACGCCGCCGGCAAGGCGAGCCGCAACGUCUUCAGCGCCGCGCAGGAGUUCUCUGCCGCCGCCGGCCCCGCCUCCCACCCCGCCGUCAGCUUCAAGGCCCACCUGGUGCGGCUGAUCGGCAACCUGUGCCACGCCCACACCGACAACCAGAACAAGGUCCGAGAAAUGGACGGCCUCGCUCUCAUUCUAGAUAACUGCAGCAUCGACAGCAACAACCCCUUCAUCAGCCAGUGGGCCGUCUUCGCCAUCCGGAUCCUGCUGGAGCACAACCGGGAGAACCAGGAGGUCGUGCGCGCGCUGGAGCGGAGGGGCGUGGCGGACAACUCCGCGCUGAGGGACAUGGGCUUUCGGCUGGAGGAGAGGGACGGGACGCUCCUGCUCAAACCCCUUCGCAGGGACCACUGAGACCCCCCCCCGCCACCAUCCCGCCUCCACCAUCCCCCUUCCUCUCCCCUCCCCAGCGAAGCACCAGUGGCAGGUGGAUGUGCUCACAGCUUCCCUGUUGCAAAUGUAUUUAAAACCCCUUUUGAAGAGUCGGUUUUUUUUUUUGGUUUGUUUUUUUUUAUGUUUUUUUUUUCUUUUUUCGAAAUUUUAAAUCCGUGUUCUAUAGUUCCGUUGCUUUCAGUUACCAGUUGUGAGUGUUGCAUUGAGUCGAGAACAUUCUCAUCGCAUAUUCACGGAUUUCAAUCGCUUGACCAAACUGUCGCGGCCGCUAUUUUGAUGACCGAAUGACGAUUGCUUGUCGGGGUUGACAGCAGAUGGUGGCGAGCUAGCUGACUAUUACUUCUGCACAGGGAUGUAAACCUAAAUCGACAUUCAGAGGAUGUGAACCAUGUAAUUUACCUGUUUAACCCCCUCCAGAUUGAUGACAAAUUACUUGCAAUUCUUCUUUAAACAAUAUUUACGAUAUGAUUGCCUGCUGUCCGUUUUCCUUGAAUUUGUAGGUCAUCGGCGUGUUGCAUUCAUGAGAAGCUGGGGUGAAGCCAUUAACUUUGUUGUUUACAUUUUCCAGUUAGCAGAAAGCUACUAAGGCUUGGCUUUGAACAGUUAACUGUUAUUAGAUAGCUAUCAUUAGGUGUUGGUGUCUGAAGUGGGCAUUGUCCAAUGCACUUCAUCGCUGUAUGAACUUAUAGUAACUGUUACAUAUGUAAUGGUUUAACUGAUAUCUACUUCAGCUAAUGUACAACCUGAACUCGCUAUCUAAUGAUAUAUUUUCUUUUAAUGUGAUGGAAAAAUUGUGGUGUUAAUCAACCAGUCUUGCUAAGCUAACUAACUUAUCUUAGCGAGCUGAUCUAUUAGCUAUAGUCUACCUUAACAUCCCUGGCAUAAAGUCCAGCUUAGACCAGCUUGAAAUGCCAGCUACCAGCUGUUUCAGAACAUAGCUUGAGCUGGUCUGCCCAGGGGUGCUGUUAUUAUAACUUGAGCUGUUAUUUUCCACAGGGGUGCCACCUAAAAUGCAACUGACAACUGAAAGUGAAACAUAUUGCUGGAAUUUUCUUUUAUCACUAAACUGACACCGUUUCAAGUCAUCAAUAUGGCGGCCAGCUGUCUUAUGACAUCACAUGAAAUCUGUGAAUUUGUGAUCUUAUGCCUUGAAAGGUUAAGAAAGAAAAAAAAAACAGUUUUGCACUAACCGUUGGUGUCGAACACAGAUGUGACUUACCUGAUUAAAAAUAACAAACCCUAUGCAGCGAAAGGUGUAUAUUAUUAGCACCAGCACUGCAACAGAAAUAGUUUAACAUCCUCCAGGUCGUGGGUGCUUAGUCCAGGGUAUUAAUCCCUCGAUAUAUAUAAUGCACAUAGGUUAUCAUAAUGUACAAAAAUAUACGCAUCUGUAAUCGUAAUCCUGUACAUGAUGGUGGAUGUUAAGGAUGACAUUCGGAGAUUCUGUCUUGGUGCUGACUUAGGAAUGGUGUGAACCGCAUCAGAAUUAGCACUUGGACAUCGUAAUUUUAAUUGUUUUGAGAAAAGACAUGGUACCUUCUAUAACAAUGUACCUUUGAGAGAUUACGGUCAUGAUGUGUUCACUUCUCUCAAAGGACGUCAAACCAAACCCCUAGUUGGAGCGGAAAUGUAUGAGUUUUGUUGUUAUAUUUUUGCAAGGGGGUCAAAGUUUGUAUUUAUCCUAGCUCUGCAAAUACCGUAGGAUGCAAGCUUUUCUAACCUUAUCACCUUCUGUAAUAUAAGUUUACUUUUUUUUGUUGUUGUUUGAUUGUGGUGACGCAACUGACUCUUCUCCUCUGACCACGUGCAGGUUUCUGCAGUCAGGGAAAAACAAUUUUAUCCCCCCCCCCCACAUAAAAAACAAUCAGUUCUAAGCUGCUUCAUUUUCUGAAUGCACUAGCAUAUCUUUAACUGCAAUAUAUUGAGACAAUUUUGUCUCCUUGAAAGAGAAAAAUACAAAAUCUCCUGCCAGGCAGUUUUUUGCCCAGUGCGCACUUGCAUGCAUUGCAUUUAUGCUUAAUUUUGCCAUCCGUAGCUUCUGAAAGUUGGCCCCGAAUCCUAUAACGUAAGGUGUUAUUUAUGAAUUGUAUUCAAUAAAUGCUGUCCAUUGUAACAGAAAUCAAAUAACUCCCCUUCCCCAUUCCAUCGCAGUGCAGCACAUUCUGAAAACCUGUUUAUUUUGCUUUUUUGCAAAGUACAAUACAGGCGAUAUUAUUCCUCUAUUGAUGUUAUGAACACAGCCAGUAGACUCCCCGAUACAAAGGGCUUGCUGUCUGGGAUCUUCCAUUUCCCAGAUGUUACCCGUCUUCCAUUGCAUGCAAUUCUAGUCAUCCUUCAGCUGCUCAUGUUUCCAUCCAUAAAAAGUUUUUUGUUUUUAUUCCUUGUUCCCUGAGCAGGAAACUUUUUAUCCCAAAUUAAUUGUCUACCGCAAGAAAUGUUUGGCCAGGCCUCAACUGUCUGGAGGCAGUCUGAAGUGGAAUCAGUACUUCUAUCUGGCUAUGAAGUUUCUUCAUUUCUUAAAAAAAAAAGUUGAGAAAUCCAACCAUGAAAUUCAAAGCAGUUAAACCCUCCCAUUACAAUGUGUAAUUAAGCACAAAAAUAAAUAGGAAACCGUCUUAAAAUAUUCUCUCACAAUCUCCCCCAAUCCAACUGAAUAAUAUUUGGCAUGCUGUGUCUUAUCGGGAGGACCAGGACGGCAAAAAAAAAAAAAGGUUAAAAACUGUAACCUACAGUUUAAGGCCGUUUAAUUCUUCGACAAUCAGUUAUACCUCACCAGCGUUCGUAAGCCGCGACAGCGGUUGUGACGAUUCUUAACGACAAAAAACUUUGCGGGUCUCGUACGCGGAUGCGGAGCGGUUUUCCCCGACGCCGAGCGCCCCUUUUUUCCAGGGGGUUCGGGAAUCGCGGGGUUAAAAAAUCCCGAAGCGCGGGAACAGAAUGGAAAUUCCUGGGCCGGUUGCAGGAGGGAGCGCGGGGCCGAAAAGCGGUGGGUGUCCCCUUCGCUCCUCUUUGGAGGAGACCCUUCUUCACCUCUGGCCUCGUCUGCCAAGCAGUGGGGGUACACAAAACACACAGGCAUAAUCCAUAUAAUAAAACGGGCCAAAUGAAUGGGUUUUGUGGAAGGCAGAAAAGGGGGUAAUGCCCUGUGUUUUCUAAAUGGGGGAAAAUGUAGGGCUUUUCACAGUGAAAACAUGCUGAUUACUGUAUUGUAGAGUGGCUUUUGAUUCCCCUGUGAGGUUUAAUCCCCCCGUGAACACAACAGCACCCCUGUCUUCCACCAAUGGCAAUUCGCCCCCCCCCCCCCCCCCCCCCAACGAGACUUCUAUUAGCGGCGAGGGUGGGGGAUUAAUUCUGAACCUGAUCAGUCAUUAAAAAAAGCCAGGCCUCGCCGAAACGGAGAAUGGCGAGCCAGUCCUUCACCGCUAUUGACCGCUGCGCCUCUCUAUUCACCGAGAGUGGGGUUCACAGUUUGUUGUUUCUAAACAAUGCGUAGGAGUAGGUGAAUGAAGACCACCCCCCCCCCCCCCACUAUACGUUUAUCCCUUUGCGUUUUCUUUUCUCCUCCCUCCCUCCUCCUCUUCUUCUUCUCCUGCUUCUUCGUCAUCUUCUUCUUCCUCGCAGGGAAAGCAAUUAAAGCGGGGGGGGGGGGGGAUUUUUAUAGAUGGGGGUCGAGCUAUUCUCUGGGUGAUGACUGUGAAUGAGUCCGCGCUUCUCGUGCACACAAAAGGAGUGGCCUAGCUUGGGGGUUGAGUGUGUGGCCUUCUCAAAAGAGAGCCAGUAAACAGCAUCACGGGCCCUCGUUUCCUUUAUGCCUUGCGCGCACACACACACACACACACACACACUAAAUACAAGUGAGUUUCAAUUAAAAGGAAAAGCUCUUUAUGUUUGUGUUUUUUUUUUAUUUUAUUUAAAUGAUUUCAUGGGUUUCAAAUAAAAAUGUGUUUUACCUGUUGAA
This is a messenger RNA of Conger conger (European conger), 5450 nucleotides long. RefSeq names its product ataxin 10 (gene atxn10). The record is from RefSeq and is a predicted model, not a curated record. Gene Ontology annotation, biological process: neuron projection development. NCBI's taxonomy places the organism in Eukaryota, Metazoa, Chordata, Actinopteri, Anguilliformes, Congridae. The coding region runs from base 14 to 1453 and encodes 479 amino acids. Gene Ontology annotation, cellular component: cytosol. The transcript is spliced from 11 exons.